Monodelphis domestica (gray short-tailed opossum) is the source of this 2573-nucleotide messenger RNA. It is a transcript of the gene NPFFR2, whose product is annotated as neuropeptide FF receptor 2. Gene Ontology annotation, cellular component: plasma membrane. NCBI's taxonomy places the organism in Eukaryota, Metazoa, Chordata, Mammalia, Didelphimorphia, Didelphidae. Gene Ontology annotation, molecular function: peptide binding; neuropeptide receptor activity; opioid receptor binding. The record is from RefSeq and is a predicted model, not a curated record. Gene Ontology annotation, biological process: regulation of adenylate cyclase activity; regulation of MAPK cascade; cellular response to hormone stimulus.
AGCAUGAAUAAGGAAUUGGACUCCAAUUUUUCUGAACCUAGUCCUCAGACCUGGAGCGUCAGUGGCAUGAAAGAAGAGCCCUACGUGGACAUGAACAUGACCUAUGUAGAUUACUACCUCCACCAACCUCAAGUGGCAGCUGUUUUCAUCAUCUCCUACUUUUUCAUCUUUGUCCUAUGCAUAGUGGGGAAUUCGGUAGUCUGCUUCAUUGUGGCAUGGAACAAACACAUGCACACAGUCACUAACUUCUUCAUCUUGAACCUGGCCAUCAGCGAUUUGCUGAUAGGAAUUUUUUGUAUGCCCAUAACUCUCUUGGAUAAUAUCAUAGUAGGAUGGCCCUUUGGAAGCACAGUUUGCAAGAUCAGUGGAAUGGUCCAGGGCAUAUCAGUGGCCUCUUCGGUCUUCACUUUGGUAGCCAUAGCAGGGGAUAGGUUUCGAUGCAUUGUGUACCCAUUUAAGCAAAAGCUGACCAUGCAGGCAGCAUUAGGAAUUGUUGUGAUCAUUUGGGUCUUGGCCAUCACCAUCAUGUCUCCUUCUGCAGUCAUGCUACAUGUACAGGAGGAAAAAUAUUACCGAGUGAGGCUUAGCUCCACAAAUGAAACCAGCCCUCUCUAUUGGUGCCGUGAGAACUGGUCAAGCCAGGAAAUGAGGAAAAUCUAUACCACUGUGUUAUUUGCCAACAUCUACCUAGUCCCUCUGUUCAUCAUUGUGCUCAUGUAUGGCAGAAUUGGGAUUUCACUCUCUAGGACUGCAAAGCCUUUAAGGGUCAAGCAGACACUGGAGAAGAGACAUAUGGUGUCUAAGAAGAAGCAGAGGAUCAUCAAGAUGCUUCUGAUUGUAGCUUUGCUUUUUAUGUUAUCCUGGCUACCUCUUUGGACUUUGAUGAUGCUCUCUGACUACAGCAACCUCUCUGAUUACCAGAUGCAGAUCAUUAAUAUCUAUGUCUACCCUUUUGCACACUGGCUGGCCUUCUGCAACAGCAGUGUAAACCCCAUCAUCUAUGGCUUCUUCAAUAAGAAAUUCCAGGGUGGUUUCCAGGAUGCUUUUCGGUUCCAGAUCUGCCAUAGGAGGGUGGAAGAAGUUUACCCACAAGGGACUAAGAGUAAGGUUGUCAUAGCCAUGUCUACCCAACUGGCACAAGAGCCUUCAUUUCAGAAUCCCCAAGAGGAACCUUAAAUACCCCAGCCAAGACCAAACAGGAACUGACCCUCAAAGACCUAGAAGAUGCUUCUGAGAACAAGGGCAUUACAAAAGAGCUGACGUACAGAUAUUCCAGAAACUACUGCUACAUGACUAGACAGAGCUCCUCUUUCAAGGAUCUUGAUUUCACUUCAAUGGGCAGAGUCUAAUUAUUUUAAGAAUUAUACUUUUUGAAAGCACUCUCUCAUAUAUAUAUAUAUAUGUAUUAGAUAUAUAGAAGAUAUAUGACAAAAAGAUAAUAGAUGGGAGAUAAGAGAUAGAGGAUAUAUGAGAAAAACAUACAAGAUAGAUGAUUAGAUAGAUAGAUAGGUAGAUAGAUUGUAAAAAAGAAAGAAAGAAAGAAAGAAAGAAAGAAAGAAAGAAAGAAAGAAAGAAAGAAAGAAAGAAAGAAAGAAAGAAAGAAAGAAAGAAAGAAAGAAAGAAAGAAAGAAAGAAGGAAGGAAGGAAGGAAAGAAAGAAAGAAAGAAAGAAAGAAAGAAAGAAAGAAAGAAAGAAAGAAAGAAAGAAAGAAAGAAAGAAAGAAAGAAAGAAAGAAAGAAAGAAAGAAAGAAAGAAAGAAAGAAAGAAAGAAAGAAAGAAAGAAAGAAAGAAAGAAAGAAAGAAAGAAAGAAAGAUUGAGGAUCUAUUCUUACAUCACUUAACUUGCAACCAGUAAGUGGCAAAGUAGAAAUCCUCACAUAUUAUAACUUCUUGGCCAACACAAAGGUGGGAAUUUCUCUUCUAAGGCCUCAUAGCUCCUCAUAGAGCAAGCAUGGGGAUGGGUCUGAAGAAGCCAACCAAUGGAGUAUGUGCUGAAUCUCCAUUCAUCUUAUUAUCCUGCUAAACUCAGAUUUGUCUAAAAGUUGCCUUCUUUGGAAUGGAGGAAUUUCUUUGUGGUAGGGGAAAAAUCAAAUCCAUAUAGACUAGGCUAGUUUUUGCCUAAUGGGCAAUAAAACCAUCCUCAAGACCUAAUUGGCCCAAGAGACUAAGAUUCAAGCCACUGAUGUAGCUUCAAAUGUUCAAGUAACCUUCAGGCUUGAUAUACCCUUCUGACUAGGCAUCCUGCUAUGGUGAAUGUGGAGGUUGUGCUAGAUCUGAGCCCAUAAGAAACCACUAAAUAGCCUUUCCAUGUCAUUGUUAAAUACAAUCUCCUUUCAUUAAAAGUUAGAUGGUCUAGAAGCAUUUAAUUUCAUUCCUACCCUGUUGUGAUUCAGGCCUAACUCAGGAGGUGCCCCCACCAGAAAGGAAGUUCCUUAAGAGCAGGGACUGUUUUGUUUUUGUUUUUGAAACAUAAGGACCUAGCAUGGUGCCUUGCACACAAUAGGCAUUUAAUAAAUACUUGUUUUAUUUUUAAAUUAAUUUUUAAAAUAAAUUCAUAUUACUCUUCACCUCAA